GAGAGAGAGUGAGAAAGAGCCCGUUUAAAUUUGAGUCUUGCAUAUAAGUACGCCUAGAGAGAGAGAGGGAGCUCUGGGUGAGAUUCUGGAGAGAGGGCUUUUACAAGUUGUACUUUGGAGAAAGCGAAGGUCAUAUACAGUCUAGAGAGAGAGACUGGGGAGGAAAUAGAAAGUGUGAGAGCCUAGUGAGAGAGAGAGAGGAGAGAGAGUGAGAUUUUGCGGUGAAAUCUAUUGGGGUUUUAGAGAGAGAGAGAGAGAGAGUUGCUUGUUGUUCGAGAAGAAAUGGAGAGGAGCACCCCUGUGAGGAAACCACACACAUCUACCGCAGAUCUCUUGACAUGGAUGGAAGCUCCACCUCCAGAUCCCUCUGCAAUGGAUGGCGCUUCAUCAGCUCGCCCGACGAUCCGUACUCAUCAGCCCGCUGGUGGAAUCAGCUCUGUGCUUUUUGGUGGACAAAUGACACCUGAAGAGGCUGAGAGCUUGUUGAAAAGGAAACCAUGUUCAGGUUUUAAGCUAAGAGAGAUGACUGGUAGUGGAAUUUUUGCUGGUGAUGGUGAGAAUGGUGAUUUAGAAUCUGGCAGUGCUGCCUCUGCUAAUAAAACAGGUCUUAGGAUUUACCAGCAAGCUGCUGGUGCAAUCAGCCAGAUCUCAUUCAGCACUGAGGAGAGCGUAUCUCCCAAGAAACCAACCUCCAUACCAGAGGUUGCAAAGCAGAGGGAGCUUAGUGGGAACCUUGAGAGUGAAUCAGAGAUGAAGAUAAAGAAGCAGCUUUCAGAUGCUAAGACGAAAGAACUGAGUGGCCAUGAUAUAUUUGGGCCUCCCCCGGAGAUCUCUCCAAGCCCUCUCGCUGCCCGUUCUCAAGAAUUGAAGGAGAGCAAGGACAUAGAGGAAUUGGCGCCCAGAAACGUACGCACAUCUGUGAAAGUCUCUAAUCCUGCCGGGGGCCAGAGCAAUCUAAUGUUUAGUGAGGAGACAGUGGUAAAAACUGCAAAGAAAAUUCACAACCAGAAAUUUGCGGAGCUGACUGGCAAUGAUAUCUUCAAAGGUGAUACUGCUCCUGGUUCGGCUGAGAAACCUUUAAGUGUCGCCAAGCUUCGAGAGAUGAGUGGGAGUGACAUCUUUGCUGAUGGCAAGGCCCAAUCUCGGGAUUAUUUGGGUGGUGUUCGAAAGCCUCCUGGUGGUGAGAGCAGCAUUGCCUUGGUUUAACCUUUUACUAACAUAUAAGAGGGUCUCUCUCUUGUUUUUUCUCUCUUUCUUUUGUUUUGUCACGGCUUUGAUCAUUGCAGUUGGGUCUGAUAUGUUAAGGGUUUUGAGGUCAUUGAGGCAGGAUUUAUGACCAGUUUGUGGGUGGGUGGGUGUGGGGUUAUAUUAAACUAGGUAAAUGUCCUACUUCGCUAAUGAAGCUAUGCAAUGUGAAUGGACUCUCUCUGGCUUGGUAGUCGUACAUUGUCUUCCCUCAUUUGUCCAACUAAUUCUCAUCUCAUAUGACCAUUAUUUACAUUAUCGUGUCUUAGUUGCAUGCAAAUGAUUCCUAUGGCCUUUGCUUCAUUA
Amborella trichopoda is the source of this 1551-nucleotide messenger RNA. RefSeq names its product hematological/neurological-like protein. NCBI's taxonomy places the organism in Eukaryota, Viridiplantae, Streptophyta, Magnoliopsida, Amborellales, Amborellaceae. The record is from RefSeq and is a predicted model, not a curated record.